AUGCAUCGUUUUGGAUCGGACGAAAUGGAUGCUCCGAAGCUGUUGGUUGGCUUGAUAUGCAGCGACGCUGAAUUGGUUGAGUAUUACGUGCGGCUGAUCACUGAAAUUAAACGCUUCUGCCUGAAGGCAUCAAAGAAGAAGGCAAUCUGUAUCGGUGCAGCAGCAUUAUCGGAGCAAACAGCUCUUUUGCUUAUGGAAUUCGCGCAAAACUAUCAAACAUUUUUGCGAAUUAUUUAUCCGUUGCGGUACUCCGCACCAAUGCUGCUGAUCAAGGCAAACAUAGGCAAAAUUGGAGCUAUUCAAAGCAUCAGCGCGGAAGCAACAUUCCAGGAGCCACUGGACGCGAAGCACCUUCUCUACAACGACUGUGAUACAGUGCUGCACCAAGUCAGCCAUGGGCUCAUCGAUGCCCUAAGUGAUGUGUGCAGCUGCAGGCCUGAACCGAUCGCCACCACAUGCCGUCAACGGAGCAGCCUGGUGGAGCAUUUUCGGCUACAGCAACUCCAGUGCGUCCAUAUGCAAAUUGCAUUCGGCACAGCUGUGGCCAGUAUCCGUGUGGCCGCCCAUGAUACCAGAACGCUGCAACUCCAGUGCGUCCACAUGCAAAUUGCAUUCGGCACAGCUGUAGCCAGUAUCCGUGUAGCCGCCCAUGAUACCAGAACGCUGGUGCUACAAAUUGUCGGCGAACUGGGUUUCAUUCAGCUCGACCCACGCAUGCUUGUUCUGGAGGGACGCGAAGGACAGGGAGUGCUGUGGCGAGGCGAUGGUACCAUGGAGAGCAUUAUUCGUACUGGCCUAAUUAAAGCUAUGGAGAACUGUGAUUCCGGAACGAAUUCCUCGAUUAGUAAUGAGCUUGUCCUGGUGCGCUGUGUUUCCAAUUGCCGUUUUAUUUAA
Molecule: messenger RNA, 894 nt
Organism: Gongylonema pulchrum
Lineage: Eukaryota; Metazoa; Nematoda; Chromadorea; Rhabditida; Gongylonematidae
Source: the annotation of a GenBank genome assembly